Molecule: messenger RNA, 2841 nt
Organism: Grosmannia clavigera kw1407
Lineage: Eukaryota; Fungi; Ascomycota; Sordariomycetes; Ophiostomatales; Ophiostomataceae
Product: cell cycle control protein
Exons: 5
Coding region: 1-2841 (946 amino acids)
Biological process (GO): mRNA splicing, via spliceosome; protein ubiquitination; DNA repair
Cellular component (GO): U2-type catalytic step 1 spliceosome; Prp19 complex; cytoplasm
Molecular function (GO): protein binding; ubiquitin protein ligase activity
Source: RefSeq, a predicted model, not a curated record
AUGCUGUGCGCACUUUCCGGCGAGGCCCCCGAAGAGCCCGUGGUCUCAAAAAAGACUGGAAGCAUCUACGAGAAGCGAUUAAUCGAGAAGUACAUCGAGCAGAACGGAAAAGAACCUGGCACCGAUGAAGAGCUCGAUAUGGAAGAUCUUUUGCCUCUGAAGGCAGGAAGUGUUGUGCGGCCGCGGCCGCCAACACUGACUUCUAUUCCGGCGCUUCUGGCGACCUUCCAGAAUGAGUGGGAUGCACUGGCGUUGGAGGCAUACAACUUCCAGGAGCAGCUGGCGCAGACCCGGAUGGAGCUCGCAACAGCUCUUUAUCAACACGAUGCUGCUAUCCGCGUCAUCGCACGCCUGACAAAGGAGCGGGAUGAAGCAAGAGAGUCGCUAGCUCGUGUUACAGUCGCUGCCUGCGGCACGGGACCGUCUAACGGAGAUUCUAUGGCGGUCGACGACGAAGAGUUGCCUGAGGCCUUGGCGGCUGUAGUGGAUGAGACGCUGAAGAAUCUUUCCAAGUCCCGAAAGCGGCGACCUGUGCCUGCUGGAUGGGCAACAGCACACGAAAUCUCGUCUUUCUCCCCGACUGCUUCGGAUAUCCUCCCUGUGGUAACAGCAACGGCGAUUUCCGUAAGCAGUGACGGGAGGUUUGCCGCGGUCGCCGGCCUCGAUGGCAGUGUCGGGAUCUACUCAGUAGAGGCACGAAAGCUAGAGCGGUCGUUGAAAGUAGACGAGCCGGUGACGGCGGUGGUUUGGGUUGACGCCAAAAUUAUCGUGGGUACCGCAAAGGGCAGCAUCAAGAUUUUUGUGGGGGGCAAGGAAGCUGCUGCGAUGCGUGAGCAUGCCGGCGCCGUGACGGGCGUGGCCGUCCACCCAUCGGGCCGGAUAUUGGCUUCCGUUGGGCCAGAUAAGACUAUUGCAUUUUACGAUCUGCAGUCCCUGUCUCGAGUCAGUCGCGCACAUAGUAACGCCUCUCUCACCACGAUUGCUUUUCACCCCGACGGCCAUCUUGUCGCGGCAGGCACGGCUACAGGCGACGUGCAAGUAUUCAUGACCAAGACGGGCGAGCAGGCGACAACAUUUAAUCUCGGAGCACCCGUGGAAGUCAUUGUCUUCUCGGAGAACGGUUACUGGAUUGCGGCGACGGCGAAGGGCCAGACUACAGUCACAAUCUUCGACCUGCGCAAGGAAGGCGACGAGGCGGUGGCUAAAGUACUGGACAUUGGCAGCACCGUGGCUGCACUGGCCUGGGAUUACUCGGGACAGUUUCUGGCAACAGCUGGCCCAUCUGGUCUGACAGUGCAGCAGUACGCCAAGGGUGCGAAGACGUGGUCACAAACAUUGUCCAGCGCGACGCCCGCCGUGUCUGUACAGUGGGGUACCGAGGCAAAGCAACUGCUAUCUGUGAAUAUUGAUGGCGUGGUUUCGGUACUAGGCGCCAAAGAUUCUGUAGAGGGCUUUGGAAGACUGCUCAACGGAGGCCACAUCAUCACCGAUCCCACCACCUUAUAUUUUGACAACGCUCAAUACUACGGUGACGUUGCUGAGGGCGAGCUCUUCUUGGGCGACUUUGUCGAGUCCAGGCAGUCCCGGCCAAUGCCAGCUAGGCCAGAGUCAGCCUCAGACAAUAGCAGCGGAACUAGUUACGCUGGAGACGAGACGGUAGAUAUUGAAGAAGGGGGACAGGGUAGUGACAGGCUCAGCAGUGGAAGCCAGAGCAGCACUUCUCUGCCAUCACCACUCGUGUCGAAUUCUCCGCCACCAGAGGUGGACGCAACCCUGCGUCAGUUGAUACAGGAAGCGGUGGCAAGGCACCUAGAACAGAACCAGCAGCAGCAUAACAGGGUUAGAACCACGUCUCAACUGCCCCAAUUGUACCAACGUUCCCGACAAGCACAGGCCGUCGUUAUGGACCGGCAGCAAGGCGAGCCGACCGUCAUCGACCUGACCGAGGAGCCAGACAGUCCGGUUUUCCAGCUGCGAGCGGCCCGAUUGCCGGAACAGCAAGAGCGAUCACGGCGUGGUACCGGGUCCCGGCCGACCGUCAUAGACCUAACGGACGACUCACCUGACGCUCAGCCACGACAACAGGGCGGCGCAAAUAUUUCCAGCCCAGAAUACAUAGAGGUCAGGCCGGCAAGACCACGUCGUGGCCAACAAAACGACACAUUCUCCGAACUACAACUCAGUUUCGGCUUCAGCCAGUUUGCCCGCAGUCACCUGCCCGCGCUGCCCAAUAUUUUCCCAUUUCACCGCCAGAACCAGAACCCCAACCCCAACACACACAUACGCAACGGUCGACGCAUUCGUGGCGCUUCCCAAGACGGCUACUUUUACCACGGACACCAGCCGGUAGAAGUGGAUUUGGAGAUUCUCGGACAACAUUACCUACCCGUCAACCCACUACGAGGCAACCAACCUGAGCUCAACUACCAGAUGAACGGUAUACUGCAAGUGCCCAGGAUGGGCGGUAGCAAUGACCAACCACUACUCGGCCCGCCACCACAUAUUCCACCACCGCCUGCCCGAGAAGGCUUCACGAGAGAUACCGGCGAGGACGUAGUAGCAGUGUGUGCCAGUUGUGGUGAGGAACUGAUGUAUGACCCGGACGGAGGGGCUGAUAACCCGCCAGCCAAGCGGGCGCGGACACGAAAAGAUCGGGAAGAACAUCAUUUUUGGGCUGUCACAGCCUGUGGCCAUGUCUAUUGCAGACGAUGCUUUGAGAAUCGGCGCAGCAAGGACCCCACUCUCGGUUUCGCCUCUAAUGGAAAGGCAACGCUGUGCGCCGUUGAGGGUUGCCAGACAGAUGUAACGCUGAAAAAGGCCUGGGUUGGGCUAUUUCUCUGA